GGACAAAAAAAAAAUAAUAAUAAUAAUAACAGAAAUAGUUGAUAAAAUUCAUUUUCUAUAAGAAACCAAUGUUUCAGAAAGGAUUUCUUAGUAGAAAUGAAGAAAUAUUAAAAAAAAAACGAAAAGAAAAAAAGCCGUCAAAUUAGAGAUUAAGUAAAAUAGAGUUCGCUCCCCUUGUAUCCCGCGAAUCGAAGACAUUUGGUUCCGUUCAAUGAAUGAAUGGAUCGAUUUGUUGUGAAGAAACAGAAAUUAAUUGCUACAAAUGAAAAACUAAAGGCAUUGGAAGAAGAACAUGACGAAAAAGAACCCCAAACUGAAGCAUCUUUGAUAUGGAGGAAGAUAACAGCUGAGAAAUUAGACUGCGAUUAUCUGUUGUUGUACAGUAAAUCUGAGGCUGAUAAACUGCUUCGAGAAUGUGAAGAGACUUUAACCUACAACUCAGGUCGUUUAGCUCAGGUGCAAGUAUUUGGCAAAUGGCAUGACAUCCCACGGAAACAGGUUGCCCAUGGCAACGAAGGCUUACAUUAUACAUUUUCCGGAAACACAGUGCCAGCCCGUCCUUGGACUCCGCUCCUCCUGAAGAUAAAAGAAAGAAUUACGCAGGUCACCGGUCAUUCCUUCAAUUUUGUCCUUAUCAACAGAUACAAGGAUGGGAAUGACCACAUGGGAGAACACAGAGACGACGAGAAGGAUCUGGUGAGGCUGAGCCCCAUAGCAUCGCUGUCCCUUGGCCAAGCUCGUGAUUUUGUGUUCCGUCAUGAAUGUGCUCGUGGCAGCCAGAGCAAGAAAGGGGCACCAAAACUGGACCUUGACCCCAUCAAGAUAGAGCUGCAACAUGGAAGUCUUCUAAUGAUGAACUAUCCGACCAAUGUGUAUUGGUACCAUUCACUGCCCCAACGCAAGAGACUUCCGGCAGUCAGGAUCAAUAUGACCUUCAGGGAUAUGGUUAUCAAAUAAACUUCACUUCUCUCUCUCA
Octopus sinensis (East Asian common octopus) is the source of this 976-nucleotide messenger RNA. Its product is annotated as DNA oxidative demethylase ALKBH2. The record is from RefSeq and is a predicted model, not a curated record. The transcript has 4 exons. Gene Ontology annotation, biological process: DNA repair. NCBI's taxonomy places the organism in Eukaryota, Metazoa, Mollusca, Cephalopoda, Octopoda, Octopodidae. The coding region runs from base 220 to 957 and encodes 245 amino acids.